AUUUUCGUGACGCAGCGAGCCUGAAUCCGUCCGCGGUAAUAUCCACCCGUUGGUGAGGACGUUAUUUGUGGCUUUAUCAUCUCUAAAGUGGCAAGCUUCGAAACAGCUAUUUUACUACCAUCCACCGUUUAGCGUCGCCACCGUGCCCUGCGCGCGCGCGCGGUAAAUAAAAAAAGGCUGUAGGUGGGUGUGUGAUAAGCUGCACGGUCUAUGCCUCAUCAGAUUGCGCUUCAUCUGCAGCGCGUUAGUGUUGCUCUUCUCUAUUGGUUUCUGAUUACGGAAUAGCUGAUCACUGAGGAUCAUCAUGCAGAAACGGAGGAAGCCAGAACCGAUCCAGCUCAACCCGAUUCCUGAUGGGAAUGCCGUUAACGGAACCGGUGCCACAGAGACAAACCUGGAGGCCCUGCAAAAAAAGCUGGAAGAGCUUGAGCUGGAUGAGCAGCAAAGGAAGCGUCUGGAGGCCUUUCUCACGCAGAAACAGAAGGUAGGAGAGCUGAAGGAUGACGAUUUUGAGAAGAUUUGCGAGUUGGGAGCAGGCAAUGGUGGCGUAGUCUUCAAGGUCUCUCACAGACCCUCUGGACUCAUCAUGGCCAGGAAGCUGAUCCACCUGGAGAUCAAGCCAGCCAUCAGGAAUCAGAUCAUCCGAGAGCUACAGGUGCUGCAUGAGUGCAAUUCCCCCUACAUUGUGGGAUUUUACGGGGCUUUCUACAGUGACGGCGAGAUCAGCAUCUGUAUGGAGCACAUGGACGGUGGCUCCCUGGACCAAUCACUGAAGAAAGCAGGCAAGAUUCCAGAGCAAAUACUGGGCAAAGUUAGCAUUGCGGUGAUAAAAGGGUUGUCUUAUCUGAGAGAGAAGCACAAGAUCAUGCACAGAGAUGUGAAGCCUUCCAACAUCCUGGUGAACUCACGUGGAGAGAUCAAGCUGUGUGACUUUGGCGUGAGUGGGCAGCUUAUCGACUCCAUGGCCAACUCAUUUGUGGGCACGAGGUCCUAUAUGUCUCCUGAACGUUUGCAGGGCACACACUACUCUGUCCAGUCUGAUAUCUGGAGCAUGGGGCUUUCACUGGUAGAGAUGGCCAUUGGUCGCUUCCCCAUCCCACCACCUGAUGCUAAGGAGCUGGAGCAAAUUUUUGGCUUUCCCAUGGACGGUGACCCCUCAUCCAGUGAAGCCUCCCCCAAACCCCGGCCCCCCGGCCGGCCCGGCAGCUCACAUGGACCUGACAGCAGACCUCCGAUGGCCAUCUUUGAGCUGCUUGACUACAUAGUCAAUGAGCCACCACCCAAGCUGCCAAGCAUCUUUGGCACGGAAUUUCAAGAUUUCGUUAACAAAUGUUUAAUAAAAAACCCAGCAGAGAGGGCAGAUCUGAAGCAGCUGAUGGUUCAUCCCUUCAUUAAAACAUCAGAAGCAGAAGAAGUGGACUUUGCUGGAUGGCUCUGCAGUACCAUAGGCUUAAAUCAGCCAGGGACCCCAACUCACAGUGUGGGGAUAUAAAAGGAAAUUUCUUUACCUAAUCACACACAGACCAGUGUUUUUUUUUUUUAUUAGUAUUAUUAUUAUUAUUACAUAUUUUAUUUGGGCUCCUAUUCAACAGCAGUCUGUUCAGUAGUCAGUCACUGCCUCUUGGUAACUUUAUUUUGAUGUCAUAAGUGUUGAACUGAAGUUAAUGAAUCAUAUCAAGACCCACAAUCCAGAUUAGAUGGAAAGGGUUACUUGAAAAGCAAAACACAACAAAAUAUUGAAUGUGGUUUUAAACUUUAGAUGCUCAGAAUUUUUCUCUCAAAAGUCAUUCCAGGUGAUCAUGUUGAACUGCAGGUUAGGUCAUAUAAGAGAAUAUUUAAAACAUAUAAACCUGCCCUUUUAUAUAAAUGUUUAUUGUUCGAGGGCAUAUAAAUCUCAAUUUGAGUGAAAAUAUGCAUAUUUUUCUAAAGUUAAAAUUUAUUGCAUCACAGCCAAAGCAUUAUAUCCCAGGGUAUCCCAAAUCAUUUCAAAUUAAUUAUGCUGCAAAACCAAGGCAUCUUUUACCUCAGUUAGCUUUUAAUUGCUUUUCAUUACUGCAGUUAAACUUAUUGCCAAAUUAGUCAUUUGUUCAGUAAAAAAUUGAAAUGUCAAAUAACUAUUAUUAUUAUUAUUAUUAUUAAUGUUAUUGUUUCUGCAGUUACAUUUUUGCUGCAACAGAUAAAAUAAGACUACCUGACUAAACAGUUGUGGCCAAAUUUACUGGCAGCCAGCUACUUAAAAAACAGGUUCAAAAAUUAAACUAGAACUAUGUACUGUUCAGACUUCAGCUUAGCCUUACUAAAAGAACCAAAGUUCUGGUCCUCAUGACCCGGCCCUUAACACUGAAGAUACCAUCAAAAACAAAUCUCCAUCUGAAAAAGGGUACAAGGUUCAUAUAAAAUGGUACUUGGGUAAAAUAUGCAAUCAGUUUUUUAAAAUGAUUGUCAACACUUCUGUAUAAAACCAAGUUGAGGCACAUUAUGAAUGAGCUUAGUUAUUCAUGUAAUUUUACCCAUCAUGGUCUAAAUAUGCUACAGAUUAGAUCCAUAUGAUAACUGGAACUUUUGCAGCUCCCCAUCAUGCCUAAGCAGCUAACUCUGCUAAUUAGCUUAAAACUGACUAACAGCAGCCAGUGAAAACAUACCAGGACACCCAAUAACUGCUAAUGACUGAAAUCCUACUUACAUUCAACUUCUGAGUUUAUAGCAAAUACAUCUGUGCAGAUUUUCAUGGCACGUUUCCUCAGUAAACUAAACAUAGCAGAGGGGGGAGAAAAGUGCUUGCAAUUUGCAUUUAAACAUUCAUAAAGGGACCUUUGAUAUGAGGAUCCAUAGACAUACAUUAAAUCAUAAAUGGACUGUCAUUUUAAUACUUUGACUAUUCAUUCAUUUCCACCAAGCACUUUAUCCUGGACAGGGCUGGGGAACUCUGGGCAUUAUAAAACAUUGUUUUUAAUUUUUAAUGGCUUAAAAAUAUUUAUAAACAUUAAAAGCAUUAUGCUUCAAGUUUUCAUUUUGCUUACAUAUGAUUAAUGGUUGCCAUUAAACCUGGUCACAACAGUAGUCUUCAUGCCUAUUCCAGAUUUUCCUUUUAAAUAGCUAUUAUUGUACUUUAUGAAACUUAAGCUUUUCUGUGUAAUAUUUUGUUCAAACUUCCUUUGAUUUUUUCCCUUUAUUUCCAAUGUAUGAUGUCUAGAAGCUGAGGAAACUUCUGCAACAAUAAAUUGUAAUAAAGGCAGACUGUUUGAAGAUACCUUAAA
Messenger RNA from Hemibagrus wyckioides, 3257 nucleotides. It is a transcript of the gene map2k1, whose product is annotated as mitogen-activated protein kinase kinase 1. Gene Ontology annotation, molecular function: ATP binding; protein kinase activity. The record is from RefSeq and is a predicted model, not a curated record. NCBI's taxonomy places the organism in Eukaryota, Metazoa, Chordata, Actinopteri, Siluriformes, Bagridae. The coding region runs from base 305 to 1492 and encodes 395 amino acids. Gene Ontology annotation, biological process: protein phosphorylation. The transcript has 11 exons.